Arachis duranensis is the source of this 1806-nucleotide messenger RNA. RefSeq names its product putative ubiquitin-conjugating enzyme E2 38. The coding region runs from base 146 to 1531 and encodes 461 amino acids. The record is from RefSeq and is a predicted model, not a curated record. The transcript has 6 exons. Gene Ontology annotation, molecular function: ubiquitin conjugating enzyme activity. Lineage: Eukaryota; Viridiplantae; Streptophyta; Magnoliopsida; Fabales; Fabaceae.
UAAAAAAACAAAGGUAGAGUAGCCAAGUAGGAAUAGAUUGGAACAUUGUGUGUUGGUAUUUGGGAGAGUGAAAGUGUGUUUGCGUGGCUGUUUUGUUAGCAUCUGUAGUAGUGAGUGGGGUUGAGACGCCUCUGAUUCCAUUCCAAUGGAUCUUGAUAGCAACGCUCCCAAUUCUGCGAUCAAGAAACGCAAGCAGGACGAAGAGGAUGCCAUUGUAGGCGACAAUGAAAACUCUAUGAAUGUGGGAGAGUCCUCUGGUAGUGGUGACCUCUGCAAGAGUUCCACCUCAGGAUCACUGAAUUCAAACAAUCCCAAUGGUUCUGAUGAUAUUUCAGGUGAGGAUGAUGAGGAUAUGAUUGAUGAAGGUGAAAUGGAUGAAGAUCCUGAUUAUGGCUCUGAAGUUGAUUACGAUGAGGACUACUACGACGAUGUUUAUUCAAGUAUGCAGGAUCAAUUUGACAAUUUACCUACUGGGGUUGAAGCUUCACUGCCUUGGUUGAAGGAUAUUGGUUCAAGUGAAUGCAAGCAAGUUGGUGCUUCUGAAGGAUCAAGUUCCCAUGGAAAAGCAGAAGCCAAGGAUGAUAUUGUGAUGCAAAAAUAUCGGCAAUUUAAGCAAUUUGAUAUUGUUGAUUCUUUUCCUGAUCAUUUCUUUGAUAAGCAGGGUACUUCAGGGGCGCAGCGAUCCAAGAACUGGGCCAAAAGAAUUCAGGAGGAGUGGAAAAUUUUGGAGGAGAAUUUGCCAGAAACAGUAUUUGUUAAAGUUAGUGAAUCCAGGAUGGAGCUUCUGAGGGCUGCCAUCAUUGGACCUCAAGGCACUCCAUACCACGAUGGUCUUUUCUUUUUUGAUUGCUACUUUCCUGAUAACUAUCCUGCUUCUCCCCCGAAAGUUUACUACCACUCCGGUGGCGUUAGGAUAAAUCCAAAUUUAUAUAAAUGUGGAACAGUCUGCCUUAGUCUUUUGGGCACUUGGCAAGGUAGGAAUAAUGAUGAAAACUGGAUUCCUGGAAAAUCAACCAUGCUACAAGUUUUGGUUUCCAUACAAGCUCUGAUUUUGAAUGAGAAGCCCUUCUAUAAUGAGCCUGGAUACUCAGAAUCAUAUGGAGGCAGCCGAGAUGGGCAUAGAAGAUCUAAGGAGUACAGUGAUAAUGCAUUUAUUUUAUCCUUGAAGACAAUGAUGUAUACGAUGCGCAAACCUCCAAAGCAUUUUGAGGAUCUGGUUGCUGGUCAUUUCCGGACCCGAGCACGUGACAUAUUGACAGCAUGUAAAUUAUACUCCGAGGGGGCUCCUGUUGGCUCAGUCGUAUAUAAUCUUGGUCCAACUGUUAGCAAUAGUGCAGCCAAGAACCAGAAAGAAUUUCAGUUAGCUGUCCAUAGAAUGAUGAACACUCUUAUUGCCUUCUUCACUAAGAACGGAUCCACUGAUUGGGAGGAAUUUCGGUCGCCGGAGAUUUUGAAUAUGUCUGCUGCAGCUAGUGCAACUCUAACAGAGUGUUACAACAGUGUGUCUGGUGUAGCAGCAUUAACCCUUUAAUCUCUGAAGCCCUAUUAGGAUGGAUGUUCAUGCUGUGAAUAAGGAGUGUUAGUUAGGUUUCUUUCUGUUCUUACUUUUGGUGGCACUUUUGAUGUCUCACAUCAUGAUUCUCAUUGUUGAAUAUGCCGCCAACUUGUAAAAAUUUGACAUGCUAGUUUAGGGUUUUUGAUUUUCAAAAUGGCUUCAUUAGGCAGAGAAUAGUUUUUCCAAGACAUUUCUGUUGGAUUCUCCAAAUUACUGGUUCUUUAAUCUUAAUUUAACUACUAGUUGUUCAA